GAUGGCGGAGAACUCGAAUGAACCUGGUACUUCUAAAGUAGAGCACACGGAAGAAGUGGGGGAAGAUGAGGUGGAGGAAGAAGAAGAAGAGUUUCUUCCUGGUUAUCAGACUAUGCAAGAAUACUCUGAGGCUCUGCUGAAGGAAGUGGUGAAGGCGACAAAGGCGGCCAACUCUCUCCCAGGGGAAGGAGAUGAUUUCGACUACUACUGCAGCUUCCCUGGCUUCCGAACCUUCUGCUCCAAGAUGGAGUCAAGGGUCACGCGGAGCAUCAGUCGAUUGAUUCGGCAUCAGUCGUUGCCGUGUUACUGGCCACCGCCUCCUGCCCAAGCUCCACCCACUUCAGGUCAGGGAGAGGAGGCGGGGCUUGUUGCCAUGGUAGAAGAGCGGAUGGAAGCCAUCAUUGAGGCCAACGAUGUCCUCUUAGAGAGAGUGGGAGUGUUGAUGGACGAGGCGUGUGGAUUGAGGAAGAAGAGGGAGGAGGAGGAGGCUGUUCUUCUGACCGCUCCACUCCACCAGGGGACGGCAGAAGUGGCCUCCUGGAACGACAUCAAGAGUUCUGGGAAGAAAAGCAAGUAUAGUUUCAUGGCGUCGCGGAAUGUGCCACGCCCCCAGGUCCGGUUCCGAGACCAGGUCGACAACGGUAACUCUGUCUUCGUUCCACUCCUCCGCAGCAAACCCAACGCCAGACAACCCCUCCCCAGCGUCUACCAGAGACUGCAGAACCCACAGUCACUGAAUGCUCUCAUAGCCAACACCAAGGAGUGGGCCCUCGUCAAGGAAAAGUACACACAUCCGUAUCGAUUUGAACUUGAGAAUUUCGUUCCCACUGAGGCCCAGCUCCAGCUACACGAAUCACAGGUCAGGCUCCGGGGAGUCUGGACGAGGUUCCGUAUCAGUUCAUCAGUGGAGAGGAAGAGUUGGAGUGUCUGGUGACCGAACUGUCUCAGUGUUCUGAGUUUGCCAUUGACCUGGAGAACCAUUCCUACAGAUCGUUUCAAGGGUUUGUGUGUCUGAUGCAAAUCUCGACUCGUAACCAUGACUACAUCAUCGACACCCUGGAAUUGCGACAUCUCAUGUAUCGCCUCCUUGACCCCUUCACUGACCCCCGCAUCGUGAAGGUGAUGCACGGAGCGGACUGGGACAUUCCGUGGCUACAGAGGGACUUUGGACUCUACGUGGUAAACCUGUUUGACACCGGUGUGGCGAGUCAUGUGCUGCAGCUGCCCAAACACUCGCUGGCCUUCCUCCUCCAGUACUGCUGUGGAGUGGAGGCUGACAAGCAGUACCAACUGGCCGACUGGAGAAUCAGGCCCCUCCCUGCGGAGAUGGAGAAAUAUGCACGUGAAGACACCCACUACCUCCUCUAUAUCUACGACAGGAUGAGGAACGAGCUGAUCAGACGGAAGAGAGAGAACCAGGACCCCCUGCGGACCACACUCAGCAGGAGCAAGGACGUUUGCCUCAAAACAUACCAGAAACCAACGUUUCGCGAAGACUCUUACUUGAGGCUGUACUACAAACACAAACGACACUUCAACUCGCAACAGCUCCACUGUCUGAAGUUGCUGUACAAAUGGAGGGAUCGCGUGGCUAGAGAUGAAGAUGAGAACACUGGCUACGUCCUCCCGAACCACAUGCUGUUCCAGAUAGCGGAGCAGCUGCCACGAGAGGCGCAGGGAGUCCUGGCCUGCUGCACCCCCGUCCCUCCUCUCCUCAGACAACAGCUGCAAGAGGUCUUUAUCCUGGUUCAGGAGGCCAGGGAAACACCUCCAACCCAGAAGCUACCGAAGUUGAGGGUUCCCGUGGAGACCACACCCCCUACCACACCCAUUUCCACGGCAAUCGAUGCACCACAGACACAAAACACGCCUCACUCUGAGCCAGUGGUGACUGUGGUGAACCCAAAGCCUCAUCUAGUGCAGUUGACUGGACCUCCAGUCGCCUCUGCUCCUACCUCCAUGUCUGCCAUUGAGAGGGCAGUUCCGGAAGUGAGUGAGCUAGUGAGGCAGCAGUUGAGGAAGAUUCAGAGCUCUUUCCCCGACAUCUUGUCUCAGUUCAUGGAGCCCUCCUCCACCUCUGCACCUCCACUUGCAGUUCCUCCACCUAUGGUGACCACUGCACCAGUGAUUACACCAGCCAAGGGACAGGAGAGAGGGUCAGCUGGUUGCAGUGGUGUGGAGGAGAGAGAGACUGCAACUCCUACUGACAGUUGUGCUCCAGUCUCUAACAUUGGUACACCCAACACGACAGUCCCACGUCAUACAACAGAGGGAGGAGGAGGAGCAAAGACGACAGCAAACGGAGGGAAAACGAAGAAGAAGAGGAAGGUCUCUGCCAGGGAACUGGGGAGAGGGGGCAAACGCCGUAAGGUGUCACCUCCAGAGGAGGGGGAACUGCGGGACGAGGAGGAGGAGGAGGAGGGGAGAGGGGCGGGGAAGAAGAUAAUAAAGUUGACAGAGAAAGACUUCAAGGAGGAUGAAUUUACUCCGUUUAGCUAUGGCGGAGUUGACUUUGCUGACUACACUAAAGCAACCCCUGAUCCAGCCCAUCCCCCACUGGUGGUGUUCCGGCCUCAGUCAGCCAGUGGAGGGAAGAAAGGAAGGGGCGGGGCAAGGUCAAAGGUCAUCAUGAGAUCAGGCGAUAAGUCACUGACACACAGUGACACUACCAGACAUCAGACCCACUCCCAACGUUUAUGGCCAAAAGGGAAUUGAAAAACGUUCACAUUAUCUUAUACAAAAUGUAUACACCAGCUUUAUAAAAAUA
This is a messenger RNA of Geodia barretti, 2767 nucleotides long. The record is from the annotation of a GenBank genome assembly. NCBI's taxonomy places the organism in Eukaryota, Metazoa, Porifera, Demospongiae, Tetractinellida, Geodiidae.